AUUUCAAAAUACAUUAAACUGGAACUACAGUCACGCUUUUAAAAAAUCAUCAAAAAUUCGAAUUUUUCCAAAAGUUUUCACCAAAUCAGUAAACUAGUAUAAAAAUCACCAGAUCUGGCAACACUGGAAGUACUUUUAAUCUUUUGAAUCUAGUAUUUGCGUUUAGUUUAAUAAUAAUGAGAGACCUGACAACACUUAGUGAUAAAGAAUUGGAAACUUUUUUCAAUUCUUUUGAUCAAGUUUUAACCGACGUUGAUGGAGUGUUGUGGAAUGUCCUUGAAACAAUUCCCGGCACCGAUUUGGGGAUUAAAUCCCUGAAAAAAAUCGGUAAACGAGUCACAGCAGUGUCAAACAACACGACAAAAUCCCUCCAAGUGUUCCACCAACAGUUUAAAUCCUCAGGGAUUGAUUUAGAUCUUGAUGAAAUCGUAACUCCGGCCCUUGUUAUGGUUUCAUAUCUCAAAUCACGAAAUUUCGACAAAGAAAUCUUUCUUUUAGGCAUGCCUUGUCUUGGAGAAAUGCUCGAAAAUGCCGGCUUUAAAGUGGCCAAAAACGAGUCAGGGCCCCCGAUUAAAACUCUUGGCGAAUUCGCCUCAGCGACAAGCUCCUCAAAUGAGAACAUCGGUGCUGUUAUAACCGACGUUGAUCUUAAUUUGAAUUAUUCAAAUUUGCAAAAAGCUGCGACGUUGUUGAAACGGCCCCAGGUGAUUUUUCUCAUGGGUGCGAUGGACGUCGAAGUGCCCAUUGGAUUGAACAGGACUAUAAUAGGGCCUGCGUGUUUUCAUCAAAUUUUGGAACGAAUAUCGGGGAGGAGAGGGUUGGAAAUGGCCAAACCGAGUCUGCAUUUGAAUGAUUUUAUCGUGAAAAAGUGUGGGAUUACCCAUCCAAGGAAGGUCUUAUUUAUUGGAGAUUCUGUUCCGAUAGAUAUGGGGUUUGCCAGCAAGUGUGGUUACAGAAAGUUGUUGGUUUUGAGUGGGUUAACGAAGAGAGAAGAGGUGGAGAAUUGGGUGUUUGAUGAAGAAUUAAAACCGGAUUUUUUUGUUGACAAUUUGAGGAUUUUGCAUGAUUUGAUUGUUAAGAUUUAUGGAAAAAAAUAAAAUUUAUCCAGAAAAAGCAUACAAAAUUAUUAAUCCGAACACUAUGGUUCGUCAUCGGCUUCGUAUUUUUUGGUUGGGAGGUCGUAAAUUAACAGAAAAUUAUUAUUUCCCUCAAAUACUGUUAUAAUAAUAAAAAGGUGUUCUAGGUUAAUUUACCACACCUUGGAAAGUUUAAAAGCAA
Molecule: messenger RNA, 1278 nt
Organism: Tribolium madens (black flour beetle)
Lineage: Eukaryota; Metazoa; Arthropoda; Insecta; Coleoptera; Tenebrionidae
Product: 4-nitrophenylphosphatase-like
Exons: 4
Coding region: 177-1097 (306 amino acids)
Cellular component (GO): cytoplasm
Molecular function (GO): phosphatase activity
Source: RefSeq, a predicted model, not a curated record